Coregonus sp. 'balchen' is the source of this 11989-nucleotide messenger RNA. The record is from the annotation of a GenBank genome assembly. NCBI's taxonomy places the organism in Eukaryota, Metazoa, Chordata, Actinopteri, Salmoniformes, Salmonidae.
AUGGCAGACUGCCCCCACACUAUUGGAGUCGAGUUUGGCACGAGGAUAAUCGAGGUGAGCGGACAGAAGAUCAAACUGCAGAUCUGGGACACUGCGGGACAGGAGCGCUUCAGGGCCGUCACACGCAGCUACUACAGGGGUGCAGCAGGGGCACUCAUGGUCUACGACAUCACCAGGUAGGCCAGGACCUCAGCUCGGCCUUACUUGGAGUGACUAUCAGGGCCGGCACCAGAACGAAUCAGUUGGACGGGCAUUUGAUUUCCGCCCAAAAAAAUUACGCUAGAACUGCUCGGCUUCGAGGGACCCCCCUUCAAGCUAAUGAGCUGUCAUUCUGACUGCAACAUUCUAACAGUGUUAUGAAUACAUUUCAUAUAUGCUAUCGCAAAUAUAAUCAUUUGGUUGUGUUUAUGAAGGUCUUAGGUAACAUUAGAAUAUGAUUAUAUAUUUUUCAAAUAAAACAAAAGCAUUUGAAUUAGUUUGUUACUUUUGGUCAUGUAGUGUAUAUCCAACAGUAUGCGGACACCUGCUUGUCGAACAUCUCAUUCCAAAAUCAUGGGCAUUAAAAUGGAGUUGGUCCCCCCUUUGCUGCUAUAACAGCCUCCACUCUUCUGGGAAGGCUUUCCACUAGAUGUUGGAACAUUGCUGCAGGGACUUGCUUCCAUUCAGCCACGAGCAUUAGUGAGGUCGAGCACUGAUGUUGGGCCAUUAGGCUUGGAUCGCAGUCAUCGUUCAAAUUCAUCCCUAAGGUGUUUGAUGGAGUUCAGGUCAGGCCUCUUUGCAGGCCAGUCAAGUUCUUCCACACCGAUCGCGACAAACCAUUUCUGUAUGGACCUUGCUUUGUGCACGUGGGCAUUGUCAUUCUGAAACAGCAAAAGAAGGGCCUUCCCCAAACUGUUGCCACAAAGUUGGAAGCACAGAAUCGUCUAGAACAGGGUUUGGCAAACCUGGUCCCGGAGUGCUGCUAGCACUUCAUGGUUUUGAUUUAACCUGACCUGGAAGACCAGGUGUGUUGAAUUUAGGCAAUCAUUGAACUGAUCAAUUAGCUCAGUUGGUCAGGUGUGGUGCCUAGUUGGAACAAAAUCCUGCAGUACCUGCGGCACUCCAGGAACAGGGUUGCCUACCCCUGGUCUAGAAUGUCAUUGUAUGCUGUAGCGUUAAGAUUUCCCUUCACUGGAACUAAGGGGCCUAUUCCGAACCAUGAAAAACAGCCCCAGACCAUUAUUCCUCCACCAAACUUUAUAGUUGGCACUAUGCAUUCGGACAGGUAGCGUUCUCCUGGCAUCCGCCAAUCCCAGAUACGUCUGUUGGACUGCCAGAUGGUGAAGCGUGAUUCAUCACUCCAGAGAAUGUGUUUCCACUGCUCAAGAGUCCAAUGGCAGCGAGCUUUACACCACUCCAGGUGACGCUUGGCAUUGCGCAUGGUGAUCUUAGGCUUGUGUGCAGCUGCUUGGCCAUGGAAACCUAUUUCAUGAAGCUCCCGACGAACAGUUAUUUUGCUGCCGUUGCUUCCAUAGGCAGUUUGGAACUCGGUAGUGGGUGUUGCAACCGAAGACAGACAUUUUUACGCGCUUCAGCACUUGGCCUCUCCCGUUCUGUUAGCUUGUGUGGCCUACCACUUCGCGGCUGAGCCAUUUUUUGCUCCUAGACGUUUCCACUUCACAAUAACAGCACUUACAGAUGACUGGGGCAGCUCUAGCAGGGCAGAAAUUCGACAAACAUGACUUGUUGGAAAGGUGGCAUCCUAUGAUGGUGCCACGUUGAAAAUCACUGAGCUCUUCAGUAAGGCCAUUCUACUGCCAGUGUUUGUCUAUGGACAUUGCUUGGCUGUGUGCUCGAUUUUAUACACUUGUUAGCAACGGGUGUGGCUAAAAUAGCCGAAUCCACUAAUUUGAAGGGGUGUCCACAUACUUUUGUGUAUAUAUAGUGUAUUAAAAACAAACAAAAAACACUAAACACCAAAAUUCAAGUGUUCAUUACAAUUUAUCCGUGGAGUGCCUUUGUUACAACUAUAAAACAGAAAGUGUAUGUGUUGGAACGCGGUAACAGCUUAUUUUUAUAAUGAUAAAAUACCCCAACCACGACGCACGGUCAGCAAGAUAUCCGGUCAAAUUAUGAAAACAUCAGUAGCCUAAACAUCAUUAUAAGCCCCAAGUGUGCUUGAUAAAUAGUGAAAAUCAGCACAAAAAGCAACAAUGGCAUUAUAUACUUUCAGAAAGUAUUCAUAGCCCUUGACGACUUAUUUUUCUCACCCAUCUACACACAAUACCUCAUAAUGACAAAGUGAAAACAUGUUUUAGAAAUGUCAGCAGAUUUAUUGAUAAUGAUGUACAAAAAGAUCAUAUUUACAUAAGUAUUCACACCCCUGAGUCAAUACUUUGUAGAAGCAGCUUUGGCGUCGAAUACAGCUUUGAUUUGUCUUGGGUAUGUCUGUAUCAGCUUUGCACAUCUGGAUUUGGGGAUUUUCACCCAUUCUUCCUUGCAGAUUUUCUCAAGCUCUGUUAAGUUAGAAGUGGAGUGGCAGUGAACAGCAAUCUUCAAGUCUUUCCACAGAUUUUCAAUGGAAUUCAAGUCUGGGCUUUGGCUGGGCCACACAAGGACUUUCACGUUCUUGUUCUGAAGCCAUUCCAUUGUUGCUUUGGCUGUAUGUUUGGGGUCAUUGUCCUGUUGAAAUGUAAAUAUUCACCCCCAGUCUAAGGUCGUUUGUACCCUGAAGCAAGUUCUCAUCAAGGAUUUGCCUGUAUUUGGCUCCAUUCAUUGUACCCUCUAUCCUUAUCAGUCUCCCAGUCCCUGCUGCUGAAAACCAUCCCCAUAGCAUGAUGCCGCCACCACCAUGCUUCAUGGCAGGGAUGGUGUUAGAUGGGUAAUGAGCUGUGCCUGGUUUUCUCCAGACAUAGCACUUUGCAUUCAGGCCACAUUUUUUGUCUCAUCAGACCACAGAAUAUUUUCCCUUAUGCUCUGAGACUUUCACGUGCCUAUUGAAUAGAAGUUUGAGUUCCUCCCUUCUAAACUCCCCUGUGGUAUUGUGCUCCAUACGGUCAAAAGCUAGUUUAAUUUAAGAAGACCACGAGUGAAAUGACCAUCUAGUUUUUCAGAUGCAAAUAGCACUUUUAGGUAGAGCUCAAAGCAUGCCAUUCCAAGAGCAGCAAAAACAACAGAUUAGUCUAAUUAGUCCUUAGUUUUUGGGUUACACUCAGGUAAAACAAUUUGGCUAAUCUGUAAUUCCAGAUUUCCAAAUCCUAUUCUUGAAGAUCAAGGGGUAUUAAAUUAAUUGGAAUGACUGGAAAUCUGACUGUAAAAAAAAAAAGAAAAUGAUAAUGUAUGUAAAGAUAUAGCCUAAUCAUAUAUUAUCUGUAGUAGAAAGCAACGGGUUAGAAGAAGCCUACAUAACCAACCCAUAAAGUAAAAUCAUCAAUUUAUGGCCAGCUAUGUAAACUCUAACAGAUUAAUCAUACAAUAGAUGUUGUUCAAUUGGUAAUAUUCAUUUUCGUCAUCUUCUAAUGCCUGUUAAGCAGGUUGAUGUUUAUUGGGAUGAGUCUUAUCCUUGAGGCAGAACUGAGCGAUUUCUGUUACAGUGGGGAGAACAAGUAUUUGAUACACUGCCGAUUUUGCAGGUUUUCCUACUUAAAAAGCAUGUAUUUUUAUCAUAGGUACACUUCAACUGUGAGAGACGGAAUCUAAAACAAAAAUCCAGAAAAUCACAUUGUAUGAUUUUUAAGUAAUUCAUUUGCAUUUUAUUGCAUGACAUAAGUAUUUGAUCACCUACCAACCAGUAAGAAUUCCGGCUCUCACAAACCUGUUCGUUUUUCUUUAAGAAGCCCUCCUGUUCUCCACUCAUUACCUGUAUUAACUGCACCUGUUUGAACUCGUUACCUGUAUAAAAGACACCUGUCCACACACUCAAUCAAACAGACUCCAACCUCUCCACAAUGGACCAAGACCAGAGAGCUGUGUAAGGACAUCAGGGAUAAAAUUGUAGACCUGCACAAGGCUGGGAUGGGCUACAGGACAAUAGGCAAGCAGCUUGGUGAUAAGGCAACAACUGUUGGCACAAUUAUUAGAAAAUGGAAGAAGUUCAAGAUGACGGUCAAUCACCCUCGGUCUGGGGCUCCAUGCAAGAUCUCACCUCGUGGGGCAUCAAUGAUCAUGAGGAAGGUGAGGGAUCAGCCCAGAACUACACGGCAGGACCUGGUCAAUGACCUGAAGAGAGCUUGGUCCACAGUCUCAAAGAAAACCAUUAGUAACACACUACGCCGUCAUGGAUUAAAAUCCUGCAGCGCACGCAAGGUCCCCCUGCUCAAGCCAGCGCAUGUCCAGGCCCGUCUGAAGUUUGCCAAUGACCAACUGGAUGAUCCAGAGGAGGAAUGGGAGAAGGUCAUGUGGUCUGAUGAGACAAAAAUAGAGCUUUUUGGUCUAAACUCCACUCGCCGUGUUUGGAGGAAGAAGGAUGAGUACAACCCCAAGAACACCAUCCCAACCGUGAAGCAUGGAGGUGGAAACAUCAUUAUUUGGGGAUGCUUUUCUGCAAAGGGGACAGGACGACUGCACCGUAUUGUGGGGAGGAUGGAUGGGGCCAUGUAUCGCGAGAUCUUGGCCAACAACCUCAUUCCCUCAGUAAGAGCAUUGAAGAUGGGUCGUGGCUGGGUCUUCCAGCAUGACAACGACCCGAAACACACAGCCAGGGCAACUAAGGAGUGGCUCUGUAAGAGGCAUCUCAAGGUCCUGGAGUGGCCUAGCCAGUCUCCAGACCUGAACCCAAUAGAAAAUCUUUGGAGGGAGCUGAAAGUCCGUAUUGCCCAGUGACAGCCCGAAACCUGAAGGAUCUGGAGGAGGUCUGUAUGGAGGAGUGGGCCAAAAUCCCUUCUGCAUUGUGUGCAAACCUGGUCAAGACCUACAGGAAAUGUAUGAUCUCUGUAAUUGCAAACAAAGGUUUCUGUACCAAAUAUUAAGUUCUGCUUUUCUGAUGUAUCAAAUACUUAUGUCAUGCAAUAAAAUGCAAAUGAAUUACUUAAAAAUCAUACAAUGUGAUUUUCUGGAUUUUUCUCACAGUUGAAGUGUACCUAUGAUAAAAAUUACAGACCUCUACAUGCUUUGUAAGUAGGAAAACCUGCAAUAUCGGCAUUGAAUCAAAUACUUGUUCUCCCCACUGUAGGUGGGCAGCUGCAAAGUGGAAAUUGGUUAUGUUGUAAAAAUGUAUGAAAACAAAGAUUUUCGUUUCUUUUUGUUCUUAAUUUAGGGUUAGCAGUGUGGUUAAUUUCAGGUUUAAAAUCCGAUUUUAUGACUUUGUGGCUGUGCCAGCUACUAACCUGCACCUCUUAAGGGGAAAGUAAUCUUAAGUUUGUGUAAUCAAAAAGUUAAGUUACUAAUUACAAUUGGAGAGGUAAUUAGUAGCUGUAAUGGAUUACGUUUAGAAAGUAACCUACCCAACCCUGCUCAAGACUAUAUUCUGGUUUAGGAGGAGAAUGUCUAUGGAAUAGUUUAUGGAAACAGUGUUCCUCAAGUACUACAAGAAGAAGUGGCAGAGGUGGUUUAACUUAACAGAAGCCCAUGUUGGUGUCUGUGGCGAUGCCUACGCACUUGCCCUUCAGCACAGGCGUCAUGACCCCCAGCACGGCCUGUCUCUUCUCUCCACUUCUCCUGCUGUAGGACGCAGAGAAGGUGAAGAAGGUAGUACGUGCAAGAGGGUGUUGUGGAUGAUAACAGACAACGGAAAUGCUCAGAGACCCAUGCCAGCUGUGCCACUGACAUGAGGUGUGUCACAAAUGCACUUGCUGGCUAGGCUACCUAGACCUUUUCAUUCCAAAUUAUUGACUAAAAUGAACCAAAAUAGUGAUGGCAUAUACAGUGCAUUCGAAAAGUAUUCAGACCCCUUCCCCUUUUCCACAUUUUGUUACAUUACAGCCUUAUUCUAAAAUGGAUUUAAUAAAAAAUGUUUCCUCAUCAAUCUACACACAAUACCCCAUAACAACAACGCAAAAACUGUUUUUUAGAAAUGUUUGCUAAUUUAGGAAAUAUAAAAAACAGAACUUAUUUGCAUAAGUAUUCAGACCCUUUGCUAUGAGACUUGAAAUUGAGCUCCGGUGCAUCCUGUUUCUAUUGAUCAUCCUUGAGAUGUUUCUACAACUUGAUUGGAGGCCACCUGUGGUAUAUUCAAUUGAUUGGAUAUGAUUUGGAAAGGCACACACCUGUCUAUAUAAGGUCCCACAGUUGACAGUGCAUGUCAGAGCAAAAACCAAGCCAUGAGGUCAAAGGAAUUGUCCGUAGAGCUCAGAGACAGGAUUGUGUCGAGGCACAGAUCUGGGGAAUUUUCUGCAGCAUUGAAGGUCCCCAAGAACACAGUGGCCUCUAUCAUUCUUAAAUGGAAGAAAUUUGGAACCACCAAGACUCUUCCUAGAGCUGGCCGCCCGGCCAAACUGAGCAAUCGGGGGAGAAGGGCCUUGGUCAGGGAGGUGACCAAGAACCCGAUGGUCACUCUGACAGAGCUCCAGAAUUCCUCUGUGGAGAUGGUUGUCCUUCUGGAAGGUUCUCCCAUUUCUGCAGCACUCCACCAAUCAGGCCUUUAUGGUAGGGUGGCCAGAUGGAAGACACUACUCAAUAAAAGGCACAUGACAGCCCGCUUGGAGUUUGCCAAAAGGCACGUAAAGGACUCUGACCAUGAGAAACAAGAUUCUCUGUUCUGAUGAAACCAAGAAUGAACUCUUUGGCCUGAAUGUCAAGCGUCACGUCUGGAGGAAACCUCGCACUAUUCCUAUGGUGAAGCAUGGUGGUGGCAGCAUAAUGCUGUGGGGGUGUUUUUCAGCGGCAGGGACUGGGAGACUAGUCAGGAUUGAGUGAAAGAUUAACAGAGCAAAGUACAUAGAUCAUUGAUGAAAACCUGCUCUAGAGCGCUCAGGACCUCAGACUGGGGCAAAGGUUCACCUUCCAACAAGACAAUGACCCUAAGCACACAGCCAAGACUAUGCAGGAGUUGCUUCGGGACAAGUCUCUGUAUAUCCUUGGGUGGCCCAGCCAGAGCCCGGACUUAGACUUGAACCCGAUCGAACAUCUCUGGAGAGUCCUGAAAAUAGCUGCGCAGCAACGCUCCCCAUCCAACCUGACAGAGCUUGAGAGGAUCUGCUGAGAAGAAUGGGAGAAUGGGAGAAACUCCCCAAAUACAGGUGUGCCAAGUUUGUAGCGUCAUACCCAAUAAGACUCAAGGCUGUAAUCGCAGCCAAAGGGGCUUCAACAAAGUACUGAGUAAAGUACUGAGUAAAGGGUCUGAAUACUUAUGUAAAUGUGAUUUAAAAAAAUAUAUAUAUAUAAAUAAAUUUGCAAAAUAUUCUAAAAACCUGUGUUUGAUUUGUCAUUAUGGGGUACUGUGUGUAGAUUGAUGAGGGGGAAAAAACAAUUCAAUCAAUUUUAGAAUCAGGCUGUAAUGUAACGAAAUGUGGAAAAGGUCAAGGGGUAUGAAUACUUUGCGAAUGCCCUGUAUACUGUGUGAAUAACUUUUUACUUACUUACAGGUGCAUACUAGAUGAUGCACCCUACAUAAAGCAAGCUCAGCCCUAUUUGUUAUAUUGUCUAGUUGGGUUUUUCUAUAAACUAGGGUACCAUUGAGGAUUUCUUACGCUGGACAACUUGUUACAUAUUGUGGCGGGCAAGGCGCAUGCACGCUGACUUCGGUCGCCAGUUGUACUGUGUUUCCUCCGUCACAUUGGUGCGGCUGGCUUCCGAGUUAAGAGAGUCGUGUGUCAAGAAGCAGUGCGGCUUGGCAGGGUCGUGUUUCAGAGGAUGCAUGGCUCUCGACCUUCACCUCUCCCGAGUCCGUACGGGAGUUGCAGCUAUGGGACAAGACUGUAACUACCAAUUGGAAAUCACGAAAUUGGGGAGAAAAAGGGGUUUAAAUAAAUAAAUAAAUGCGGUGUUAUUAUGUUAUGUGGUGAAAACAGUUUUCAUGGGCACACAUUUCCCCCCCAAAUUAUGCAAUUGCUAAAUCGAAUGCUUCUAACCGAAAGAGUCACCUGACCUUGAUACUUAAAAUCUAAAUUGAUACUGCCGUUAAUGUGGUUCUUCAGUAAUUUUGUAUGUUACUUGUUGGAUGCACAUUUUGGUUUUGAGCUGUUUAAUUAUGCAGUGAUAAUUUCACACAUCAUCAUCUGAUCCAGGAAGGACUUUUCUAAAUGACAGUCAAGUUAUGAACAGCUGUUGUGGUAGCGCAUGCAAUGCUGCAACAGCCCAAGUGCUGGAGAAAAAGUGUUUGCGAGGAAUGUCCAGAAUAUUUUGGUGUCUCAUUCAUUAUGCCGGUGAAGACAGUUGUGACUGGAUCGACAAUUGGAUCUAAUAUCUCCAGCGAAUUGAUGUUUAUCAUCUGUUGUAGUCUGCUUGAUUUACAGCAGGGUGUCGUUCGAUUUACAAGAGAAAGCAUAUUGAGUUCAUGUUUUUGUGCCUCAGAUUGGACACCCUGAUAGACUAUUGCACAACACCCAACACAAUUCUUAUACAUUUUUCUGGAUAUAAUGACAACAAAUUAUAUAGCCUAGUGGGCUUCUUCACAAUAUCAUCUGGUAAUGAAAUAACAUCACAAAUAUAUUUACGUUUCCAUGUUACACCUGCAAUUUAAACAAGACAAGGGGUUUGAAGUAGCCUAUUUGAACUUGCUGGCUUCAACUUGGCUUUCCAUACAAAUCCUUACAUUACAAAAAAUUACCUGGUUUUUGGUUGCUUUCUCGUUAUAAAAACAGACAUGGUGAGAUAAAUGCUACCGCUAUUCAUGGCUUUAUUAUGUGUGCUUGUGUCGGCCACAUAAGCUACAGAAAAAUCGCCAUGCAUGCUUCCAAUUUAUUUAGUCAGGCAAGUCCACAUUAUUCUCACAUUUUAUAAUAAUAAUUAGAAAAUCAAUGCAUUGGCAAGGCCUAAAAACACCUUAGUUGGCUGGCUUUCUAUGGGCUGAACAAUGCUAGCUAACGUUAGCGAUGCUAGCUAAGUUAGUUGCUACUUACUAACCACAAGAUUGUAACAUUUAACAGGGUGCAGUUGUCUAAUGAUUUGAUUUGAUUAACAUGUCACUUGUGUUAGUGCCCUAUUCAUGAUGUUAGCGGCAAACGAUGUCCAAACUCCAAAGGUUUGUGCUAGCUACUGUGUGUUUGGUUAUCCUGGAAGCGGAAGGACUGGGCCGGUCCUAUGUAAACCAAUAGAUCAUGAUUUGUUCGAUUCGAAACGGAGAGAUCCAACCAGCAUAGGGUGCAGCCUUGAAGUCUGAGGGCACAGCCCCUUCAUUAUCGACACUUUGUGCCAACACAUCAAAGCAUCCUUUACAGCAGGGUUCCCCAACUGGCAGUCCGAAGGCCAAAUGGGGUUUUAUUUGACCCCCCAAGUUUUCUGAACAACUUGUAAUUUUCAUUGUUGGCCAUAAAAUACUGUAAAAACACCAGGAAAUCAGCUCCAAGUGAUUUUAAUUUAAGUUAUCAAUUCCCAAGUAUUCCCACGCAUAAUAGAUUAUAGUAAAGACAUUUCAUUUAACUGGAAAGAUGUAUCACCUUUUAAUAUGGCAUGAACACAACCAGUCAUGAUGUUUAAUUCUGGUUGUGAAAUAAAUCACUUAAAAAAUUAGGUUACCUUCGCACGUUCGUCCAAAUAUAUUCCAGCAUCCGAACAGUGCACUUUGCACCCACCAACUUUCCUUUAAUUCGCAAGUGGCUGAAACUACUGUCUCACCGGAGAAGCAUCCGAGCGAGCGAAACAGCGCCCCUCUGUCGUACCAUAUGUACACUACAUGACCAAAAGUAUGUGGACACCUGCUCGUCGAACAUCUCAUUCAAAAAUCAUGGCCAUUAAUAUGGAGUUGGUCCCCCCCUUUGCUGCUAUAACAGCCUCCACUCUUCUGUGUAGGCUUUCCACUAGAUGUUGGAACAUUGCUGCGGGGAUUUGAUCCAUUCAGCCACGAGCGUUAGUGAGGUCGAGCACUGAUGGGCGAAUAGGCCUGGCUCGCAGUCGGUGUUCCAAUUCAUCCCAAAGGUGUUCAAUGGGGUUGUCAGGGCUCUGUGCAGGCCAGUCAAGUUCUUCUCCACCGAUCUCGAAAAACCAUUUCUGUAUGGACCUCACUUUCUGCACGGGGGCAUUGUCAUGCGGAAACAGGAAAGGGCCUUCCCCAAACUGUUGCCACAAAGUUGGAAGCACAGAAUCGCCUAGAAUGUCAUUGUAUGCUGUAGCGUUAAGAUUUCCCUUCACUGGAACUAAGGAGGCUGAACCAUAAAAAACAGCCCCAGACCAUUAUUCCUCCUACACCAAACUCUACAGUUGGCACUAUGCAUUGGGGCAGGUAGCGUUCUCCUGGCAUCCGCCAAACCCAGAUUUGUCCAUCGGACUGCCAGAUGGUGAAGCGUGAUUCAUCACUCCAGAGAACGCGUUUCCACUGCUCCAGAGUCCAAUGGAGCUUUACUCCAGCCGACGCUUGGCAUUGUGCAUGGUGAUCUUAGGCUUGUGUGCGGCUGCUUGGCCAUGGAAACCCAUUUCAUUAAGCUCCCAACGAACAGUUAUUGUGCUGACGUUGCUUCCAAAGGCAGUUUGGAACUCGGUAGUGAGUGUUGCAACCGAGGACAGACGAUUUUUACGGGCUACGCACUUCAGCACUCGGCGGUCCCGUUCUGUGAGCUUGUGUGGCCUAUCGCUUCGCAGCUGAGCCGUUGUUGCAACUAGAUGUUUCCAGUUCACAAUAAGAGCACUUACAGUUGACCUGGGCAGCUCUAGCAGGGCAGAAAUCUGACGAACUGACUUGUUGGAAAGGUGGCGUCCUAUGACUGUGCCACGUUGAAAGUCACUGAGCUCUUCAGUAAGGCCAUUAUGACAUGCCAUACUCUUUUUGUCCAGACAGCAUCAGAUACAUGGGCCACACGCACUGAGACAGAUGGGCUCUGUUUCGCCGGCUCGGAUGAUUUAUCUGAGAUUGAUGCGUCUUCCUGUCGGCUCUCAAAUAAAUUAUCAAUAUUGAAAUAUCUGAAAGAUUUUAUUUGGACGGCCAAUGAGGUAUGAUGGUAGGGCGGACCAGGCCCCCUAAGGCCCGCCCAUAACGCCGGCCCUGGCGACUAUUAGUUUGAGUAUAAAUCUGGCCUCUGGGUUUCGGUAAACCAGCCCAUAAGAUGCCCAGCAUUCGAGUGUUGAGAAUUAGCAUGGAUUCAGUAACCCCAUUUAACCUGUUGUCCAAAUGCCAUUGUCUUGUAUUCACAAUUACUAUGUUAUCUGAUGUUAUAUAUGUCUUUGUACAUUUGAACUGAAAUUCUCUUAUUGUUAUGGUUCCAAAUGUUCUCUUGUCCUUUCCUGUAGGAGAAGCACAUACAACCACCUUAGCAGCUGGCUGACUGAUGCUAGAAACCUCACCAACCCUAAUACCGUGAGUCAGCCAGCUGGAAAUCUGAACUCCUGAUCAGACUGUGGGAUGUCUUUACAAGACAGUUGUAUGUUUUUAUGCUGCCAUGACAACCCUGGCCUGUGUACUAUCUCCCCAGGUGAUCAUUCUUAUUGGUAACAAGGCAGACUUGGAGGCCCAGCGAGAUGUAACCUAUGAGGAGGCUAAGCAGUUUGCUGAGGAGAACGGUACGUUUUAUCACAGCAUCAUGGGAAAUCACAAAGUUUGAACAAUCACUUUCUAUUUGCAAACAACUUUUCUUAUCAACCUAAUUCAGUAUUUUGUUUUUUUGCAGGUCUAUUGUUCCUAGAGGCUAGUGCAAAGACGUAAGUUAACACACCCAAAUGUUUUCACUUGCAUCAAAGAGUACAUUGAAGUUGUGGGGGGACUAGUCAGUCCAUUGUGCCUGAGUCUGUUGUUUUCCUGUAACCCAGGGGUGAGAAUGUGGAGGACGCGUUCCUGGAGGCAGCCAAGAAGAUCUACCAGAACAUUCAGGACGGAAGCCUGGACCUGAACGCCGCCGAGUCUGGUGUCCAGCACAAGCCCUCCGCCCCGCAGGGCGGCCGGCUGACCAGUGAACCGCAGCCCCAGAAGGAAGGCUGCAGCUGCUAA